AUGGCUGGCAGUCCGUCCAAUUCAGAGAUCGGCAAGCUAGCUGAUCUGCUUGAUUACUUACCGUUAGCAAUGGUACAAGCUGCAGCUUUCAUUGAAGAGAACAUGAUAAGUGUGGGCGAGUAUCUGGGGCUGUGUGAAGAGAAUCAUGAUAUCCGGAUGGAUCUCCUCUGUGGGAUUUCGAAGCACCGGGGAGAGACUCGGAAGUCCCAAAUCAAGGAAAAACAUCCCCAGGCAAUUGAAAUCUCUCUUAUAGCUUUCUUCGACAAGAAUGAUAUCCCCGAGUAUUUGAUCAGACCCAAGUCAGGCCACCCGUUGGAAUUCGCCAGGGCUUUGGGGACUCUGAAGGCAUUUUCACUCAUCCAGGGUAACGACAAAAGCAAAAGCUAUUCCCUUCACCGACUGGUUCAGUUGGUCAUACGGAAGUGGCUUCUUACUGCGGACGAAUUCAAAGCAAGGGCAAUCCGGGCUCUUGAAGUCGUCGACGAAGCAUUUCUUGAUGCAAUAUUUGAAAACUGGAAAACAUGCGAGGUGUGCCUGCCUCAUGCGGAAUCAGUUCUCUGA
Molecule: messenger RNA, 561 nt
Organism: Monascus purpureus
Lineage: Eukaryota; Fungi; Ascomycota; Eurotiomycetes; Eurotiales; Aspergillaceae
Source: the annotation of a GenBank genome assembly